Lepisosteus oculatus (spotted gar) is the source of this 1833-nucleotide messenger RNA. It is a transcript of the gene egfl7, whose product is annotated as EGF-like-domain, multiple 7. NCBI's taxonomy places the organism in Eukaryota, Metazoa, Chordata, Actinopteri, Semionotiformes, Lepisosteidae. Gene Ontology annotation, cellular component: extracellular region; cell surface. Gene Ontology annotation, molecular function: calcium ion binding; signaling receptor binding. Gene Ontology annotation, biological process: anatomical structure development. The record is from RefSeq and is a predicted model, not a curated record.
UUCGCUUCAGUCAGGUCUCAGGGAGCACUGAAAAUGAACCGUGGGUUGUAUCCUUGUAAAAACUUUGGGACGAGUUUAAAAGAAAUUGAAACUAUGGAAAAGUUUGGUAUAGCGUCUGUCAAAGGGACAGCGUUGGUGUCUAUGGCUGCAGCUCUGACUACCGUGGAAAACAGGAUCUUCUGCAUUUGUCAAAGUUCGAGAAAUUACAAAUUAAAGGCAGGUGAUAAGACGAGCGCCCGAAAGUGGAUCAAGUGCGCGUGACGCUGUAGGGCACAGAGCACAAAGCGAAUUAGCAGACGGAGAGCAGGAGCGCUAGGAGAUGGAAUUGGCAUUUAGGGUUUCCUGCUCUGCAUCCAGAAGAGACGGGGAAAGGUACAAGAGCAAAUACUUCUGCACUUUUGGACUGUCUGGACACGCAGCUGAGAGAGAGAGACACACGGAGAGUGGCAGGCAGACAUGCACCCAGUGGUCCUACUCCUUACCUUUACUCUGCUCAUUCUCCCAGUGUCCUGUACCUAUCACUUCAUUCAGCCAGGGCGCAGAGUGUGUAGCAGAGAUGUACGUCAGCAGCUCACUCCAGUUUCUCACACAGAAUCCUUCGUGCAAGCUGUGCAUAAGCCCUACAUGACUCUCUGUGAUGGGAAAAGGCUCUGCAGUACCUACAAAACUGUGUACAGAGUCUCAUACCGUCAGGUCACCUCACCUGAGCCUCCUUCCUAUUCUGAGUGCUGUCCUGGGUGGCGGAGAGUCCAUUCACACAACUGUAACCAAGCUGUUUGCAUGAAGCCAUGCAUGAAUGGAGGAACGUGUGUGAGGCCUAACCAGUGUGCCUGCGCCGCAGGGUGGACUGGAAGAUACUGCCAGACAGACAUUGAUGAGUGUAAUGGGUCACAUUCUUGCGCCCAGCAAUGUAUCAACAUUGUGGGCAGUUACCAGUGUGGAUGUCCGGAGGGAUACCAGUUGGACAGAGAUGGGCAUUCCUGUGAGGCUCUGGAGUUGUCUAGUCCUAACAAAGUCAACAAUAUUCCAAAGCUUUCCUCAACUACCGCAGAUGAAGAAGCUGGACAUUCAAAUAAAAUGACUGAAGAGGUACAGAAUUUGAGGACAAGGGUUGAAAUGUUGGAACAGAAACUGCAGCUGGCUCUCGCCCCCUUCAACAGCCUGUUCUCCCUCAUGCCAGAGGACGGGGUGGCUGAGAGGGCCAGCUUCCUGUCUCACUCGUUUCAGCAGCUGGACCGAAUCGACUCCCUCAGCGAGCAGAUCGGCUUCCUGGAGGAGAGGCUGGAGACCUGUUCCUGCAGGGACAACAGAUAAUGGGGAAAAUGCAAAAGGCUCAAAAACCAAACAUGCAAUUUCCUCUUUUGGAUUAUGUUUGACUGCAGAAGAGAAUAUCAAUAGGCUUUCAGAUCAAAGAACAUAUUUCUCACUUGUUUGAUCUUUCCUGAUUCACUCCGAGGGAAGAUUCAAAUAACUAAUUAUGUUCAUAUUGAAAAGUGAAAAAAGCACUAGGUGUGUCUAAGGAGAAUGCUUCCAUCCUUUUAAGACAUGAUAUUAAAACAAAUCUUUAAAUAAUCCUCCAGUGGCACAAUACAUUUCUUAUUCAAUUUAAUUUCAACAUAAAUCUGAGUUUAAUUUCAUUUUCUGCUAUUUCAGAUUCACUUUACUGAUCUGUUGCUUCAAGGUCCUCCACUGUCUAUCCUAAGCACUGGCUACAGCUCUCACUUGGAAGUUUUGUAUUUAUGUUUUUAAGUUAUAAUUUCAUGUGCUUGUGUAGAUAUGAGAUACAUGUAUUGCUACUGUCUUUUUUAUAAUAAAAUAUGUUUACAGGAAGAA